Molecule: messenger RNA, 3225 nt
Organism: Varanus komodoensis (Komodo dragon)
Lineage: Eukaryota; Metazoa; Chordata; Lepidosauria; Squamata; Varanidae
Gene: SEMA5A
Product: semaphorin 5A
Exons: 21
Coding region: 1-3225 (1074 amino acids)
Biological process (GO): positive regulation of cell migration; negative regulation of axon extension involved in axon guidance; axon extension
Molecular function (GO): semaphorin receptor binding; chemorepellent activity
Source: RefSeq, a predicted model, not a curated record
AUGGCCAAGAUCCAGGGUGCCGUUCUGUUGUCACUAGUGGCCACAGCUCUGGGGACGUUCUCCUUGAACACCAUGGCCACGGAGGACCCCCAGUGUCAGCGGGCUGAGCACCCGAUUGUUGCAAGUGAAGAAAUAGCUCCCUGGUUGCAUGUAUUCAGAGCAGAAAACGCCGUUGACUUCUCUGAGAUAACUUUUGAUCCAAGGCAAAAUGAACUUAUUGUUGGAGCAAGAAACUUCCUCUUCAGGCUGCACAGUGAGGACCUUUCUCUCAUCCAGCGUGUGGAGUGGAAUUGUGAUGAAGCUACUAAAAAGGCCUGCUACAGUAAAGGAAAAUCAAAGGAGGAGUGUCAGAAUUAUAUUCGUGUUCUGCUCAUCAGUGGGGACAGACUCUUUGCCUGUGGAACGAAUGCUUUCACACCCAUUUGCACGAAUCGGACGCUGUCCAACCUGGAGGAGGCGCACGAGCAGAUCAGCGGCAUGGCUCGCUGCCCGUACAGUCCCCAGCACAAUUCCACAGCGCUCCUCACAAGUACGGGCGAGUUAUACGCAGCCACGGUAAUGGACUUUGCAGGAAGAGACCCUGCCAUUUACCGCAGCCUGGGUGUCCUCCCUCCUCUCCGGACUGCGCAGUACAACUCUAAAUGGCUCAACGAACCAAAUUUUGUGUCAUCUUACGACAUUGGAAACUUCAUCUAUUUCUUCUUCCGAGAGAACGCCGUGGAACAUGAUUGUGGGAAAGUGGUCUUUUCUCGGGCUGCUCGCGUUUGUAAGAAUGACAUCGGGGGCCGGUUCUUGCUGGAAGACACCUGGACCACAUUUAUGAAAGCUCGGUUGAACUGUUCCCACCCUGGAGAAAUCCCCUUCUACUACAAUGAAUUACAGAGUACGUUCUUCCUGCCAGAACUGGACUUAAUCUACGGGAUCUUUACCACUAAUGUGAACAGCAUAGCCGUGUCUGCCGUUUGUGUCUUCAACAUGACGGCAAUAACGCAAGUCUUCAGCGGGCCGUUCAAGUACCAGGAAAACUCUCGCUCCGCCUGGCUGCCUUAUCCCAACCCUAACCCGAAUUUUCAGUGCGGCACCGUGGACCAAGGCUCGUAUUCGAAUCUGACCGAGAGGAGUCUUCAGGAUGCCCAGAAAUUCACUUUGAUGCACGGAGUGAUCCAGCCCGUCACGCCCGUUCCUUACUUUAUGGAGGACAACAGCCGCUUUUCCCACGUGGCCGUGGACGUGGUCCAAGGCAAAGACAUGCUUUUCCACAUCAUCUAUUUGGCUACAGAUCACGGCACCAUCAAGAAGGUGCUUGCUCCGGUGAACCAAACGGCGAGCAGCUGCUUGCUGGAGGAAAUCGAGAUCUUCCCGGCGUCGCGGUGGGAGCCUGUUCGGAGCCUGCAGAUCUUGCCUGGCCAGAGCGCUCUGUUCGUGGGCCUGCAGCGGAGUGUGGUGAAGAUCCCGCUGAAGAGGUGUCCCUUUUACAGAACACGCAGCGCCUGCGUUGGAUCGCACGAUCCUUACUGUGGCUGGGACCUGGUGCUCAAGAAAUGCACCCCGUUGGAGGAGAGCCUGAGCAUGAGUCAGUGGGAGCAGAGCAUCUUGGCGUGCCCGACAAGGAAUUUGACCGUGGAUGGCCAGUUUGGAAGCUGGUCGGAGUGGAAAUCCUGCACGCAUCUGGAUGCUUCCAGUGUAGGACUUUGCGUCUGCAGGUCACGCUCCUGUGAUAACCCAGCUCCAAAAUGCGGAGGGAGGCAGUGCGAAGGGCCGAGUAUGGAGAUAGCCAACUGCUCCAGAAACGGCGGCUGGGCCCCCUGGACGUCUUGGUCUCCUUGCAGCACCUCCUGCGGAAUAGGCUUCCGAGUCCGCCAGCGCUCCUGCAGCAACCCGAGUCCUCGGCACGGAGGCCGCGUGUGCGUCGGACAGAGCCGGGAGGAAAGGUAUUGUAACGAGCAUUUGCUGUGUUCCCCGCACACGUUCUGGACUGGAUGGGGCGCAUGGGAACGUUGCACAGCCCCCUGCGGAGGGGGCAUUCAGGCCCGCCACAGGACCUGCGAGAACGGCCCCGACUGCCCUGGCUGCAACGUUGAGUACCAAGCAUGCAACAGCAGUCCCUGCCCGGAGCUGAAGAAGGCGACUCCCUGGACGCCCUGGACGCCAGUGAACAUUUCUGACAACGGCGGCCACUACGAGCAGCGCUUCCGGUACACCUGCAAGGCCCGGCUCUCCGACACGAGCCUGUUGGAUGUGGGAAGGCAGCGCAUCGAGAUGCGGUACUGUUCCAGCGACGGCACCACCGGCUGCUCAACGGACGGCGAUUUCCUCCAUUCUGGACAUUACGCCACCCAUACCACAAAUGGCGGCUGGUCCCCCUGGUCUCCAUGGUCUCACUGCAGCCGCGACUGCAGCCGCGGGAUCCGCAACCGGAAGCGCAUUUGCAACAAUCCCGAGCCAAAGUAUGGAGGGCUGCCGUGCGUGGGGCCGUCCCUCGAAUACCAGGAAUGCAACGUUCUUCCCUGCCCAGUUGAUGGAGGCUGGUCUUGCUGGUCUUCUUGGUCCAAGUGCUCCACGACCUGCGGAAGCGGGCAUUACAUGAGGACUCGCUCGUGCACGAGCCCCGCGCCAGCCUACGGAGGCGACAUCUGCCUGGGACUCCACACCGAAGAAGCCGUCUGCAACACACAGCCGUGCCCAGAGAGCUGGUCCGAUUGGUCGGAGUGGUCCGGCUGCGAUGCUUCCGGAGUCCAGAUCCGCACUCGCCAGUGCGACGUCUUGUUUCCCGUGGGUCAGCAGUGCUCUGGAAAUGCCUCGGAGAGUCGGCCGUGCUUCUCUGAUUCCAAUUUCAUCCCGGAUGUAACCGUCGCUAGAAGCAGCAGCGUCAAAGAAAAGCGAUGUGGCGAGUUCAACCUGUUCCACAUGACUGCCGUGGGGCUGAGCAGCUCCAUCCUGGGGUGCCUCCUGACCCUCUUGGUGUAUGCCUACUGCCAGCGGUAUCAGCAGCACUCCCACGACGCCACGGUCAUCCACCCCGUGUCGCCUGCGGCCGCCCUUCACGCCAGCAUCACGAACCACAUCAACAAGCUGGACAAGUACGAUUCCGUGGAAGCCAUCAAGGCAUUUAACAAGAACAAUUUGAUCCUGGAAGAGCAAAACAAAUACUUCAAUCCACACCUCGCCGCAAAGGCCUAUUCCAACGCCUAUUUUACAGAUCUGAAUCACUAUGAUGAGUAUUAA